AUGGUCUCUUCCUCCUCCCUUUCCUUCCUGGCUAUCGCUCUCAUCGGAGCUGCCGUGGCUCGUCCCCAGUUCCCAGGUGGACCACCACCAGGCAUGAGCGUGAGUAGCUCCUCCAUCUUCUCCGAACUCAGCAACCCGAUCCUUUUCAGCCGAUCCCACCACCAAUCGCCGCCGUUCUUCCGCGUGAAACCCUCGCCGAACUGGAAGCUGUUCACGCCGAUCCAAACCUUUCCGAGUUGGAGAAGCACUCGAAGAUCGACCAGAUCAUGGUGAACCUUCCGGAAGAGAUCCACGAACGCAUCCCACCACCGCCAGGAUUCUCCCAACUGCCCGCGACCGUCCAGGCCUCCCUGAAGGCUCUGCAUCGUGACAAGUCCCUCGAUUUCCAACAGAGACAGGCCGCCAUCCGCACCGUUCUCGACGGACUCGAGCCACAAUACAAGCGACUUCUCCCACCACCACCACCAGGGUAACCAACCCGUUCUCCAAAUGUUUCGUGCAAUGUUCAAUUUCAGAUUCCCACAACGUCAGUAG
Caenorhabditis sp. 36 PRJEB53466 is the source of this 534-nucleotide messenger RNA. Lineage: Eukaryota; Metazoa; Nematoda; Chromadorea; Rhabditida; Rhabditidae. The record is from the annotation of a GenBank genome assembly.